Messenger RNA from Pichia membranifaciens NRRL Y-2026, 4902 nucleotides. RefSeq lists its product as hypothetical. Lineage: Eukaryota; Fungi; Ascomycota; Pichiomycetes; Pichiales; Pichiaceae. The record is from RefSeq and is a predicted model, not a curated record. Gene Ontology annotation, biological process: protein K11-linked ubiquitination; anaphase-promoting complex-dependent catabolic process; metaphase/anaphase transition of mitotic cell cycle. Gene Ontology annotation, cellular component: anaphase-promoting complex. The transcript is spliced from 2 exons. Gene Ontology annotation, molecular function: molecular adaptor activity. The coding region runs from base 1 to 4902 and encodes 1633 amino acids.
AUGGAUAUAGAAAGGUUUGAAGACUUCAAGGUUAAAUUGUAUGACCGAAAACAAAAACUCUUGGUGUUUGAAAAGAAGGUAGCAUGGAUAGUAGGUGGUGUAAUGAUACGGCAAAUAAAUCUUGAAAGUCCCAUCAUUGACUGCUUCUUCACCAUUUUUGCAGAUCAAAAGUUCAAUGAUAAAGCCAUUACAGGGGACUCAUUAAACAAUCACAAUGUAUUGGUGAUAGUACUUGAAGAUCAGAUUAGAGUUUAUGAUGAAUUGAAAUCUGUCUCCAUUGUUAGCUUUCCAAUACAUAUACACAAUGCUUUUCCUUUUCAUAGAGGAAUAGUGAUAGGCAAAAGAUUUGAAGUAGCUCCGCCGUGUGAUUCAUUUGCAAACACCCCCAAAGCAUUCUCUGUGAACGAUCCAAUCAAAUCCACUCAGGGAUCUCCAUUUUCCGCCCAGUUUUCAACUCCGUUUUCGUCACAUAUAAUGUACACAAAUAUUCCUUCUUCAGCAGUUUAUACAGAAAGCAACUUCUUGACUUUAACUGACCCAAUUGAAGAAUUGGGAACUGUGGUUUCAUCUUCUACCACGUACUUUUCUCAGAAAGAAGAAAUGAUAUUAUAUCCUGAAACCACAUCCUCUUCAUUGGCUGCAACCUAUAACUCGGUCGAUCAAACAAUUUUGCUAUACUACACUAGAUAUUUAUCGAAGCCAAAAAGUUCAAGCUCAAAGUCUUACUCAAGCACUCAGAUAGGGAGAAAAAAUAGCAAGCGAUCUAUUUCAUCGGCAGGACUACUAAAUGCCUCAUCAGCGAGAACUUUUGAUGAUGAUGGGAGACACUUCAGGGCAACAUCAAAUCCAUUGUCUUAUGACAGAAUGGCAUCUGGCACAGAACAUGUGUCGGACACUAUAGGUAGCACAUCUGGAAUAUUUUCAUAUUCUUCAAUGGAAAACUGGAGCUUGAGAAAAGAUGUUAUUUUUACAAAGGUCAGUUCAAUACCCUUCAAAUCAGAUAAAUCUUUCCUUAAAAUAUUCAAUCUUUACUAUAGUGAUAGAGAAGCAGUGGUUGUUGUUAACUCUGAGAUACAUUCGAUUGAUAUAUAUAUAUUUGAGAAAUCAUCCAACCAAGUUGUACUUUCAAAAUUCAAAGAUAACAUAUCGUUGAAAGGAAUAGAUGCUGCAAAGUUUGAUUUAGGAAAAGUUUCUUCAUCUUAUAUUGUGUUGUUAAAAAACAGUCACGAGAUAGUUCUUUUCAACCCUUUUUACGAGCUUUUAUCACCAUCCAUCAAUUUGUCUGCUAAAUGCCCGCCUAUCAUAAGUAUAGAUGACACUAAUGACUCUGAAAUAUCAUUUUUAUGUGAUGAUAGAAAGCAUUAUGUUUUCUACCUCCAGACUAAGAUUCACGAUCAGCAUGUUUGGACAUUCGUUACUUCGUUAAAAUAUUUAAGCCAUGAUCUGAUUUAUGAAAAUUUUUGGCUCCACUGGUGUGCCAAUGUCUCAUUGAAUAUUCCUAAUUGUGAUGAAUGGAAACUUUAUGUCGUAACUCUUUUAUCAAUGAGUUUGCCCGAAAAUGCUGAUUUUAGUUUAGUCAAUACCUCUCUCAAUGAAAUAACAGAGCUUAUACCAUACAUUGAGCUUGCCAGGUCUUCUUAUAAACACAAUGUUUCAACCACAUUUUCAGCUGCUGCCGAACUAUCUCUGGAAUCCCUUCUACCAAAAAUAGUGUUAUCUUUACAUGUGAUAAGAGAAGAUUUGAGGUUGAAUAUAUUGGCCAGUAAAAGAUACGAUCAGCUAUCAGUUUUACUUUCUCAACUGGUUCACUGGAUGUCAUGGUCAAAAUCGUGGAAAGAAUAUUAUCCAGUGGAUGCAAAGGAGAUCGAUCUGUCUUUACAAUUUUCGCUGGCUGAAUAUAUUUCUAAACCUCGAAACAUUUUGGAAUCAUUGGGAAGUUUAUUUUCGGGCCAACUAGUUCCCUACAUCACAUUUUCAAUAAUUGCAGGGGAAGAAGAAAUAAUUGAUAAACUAGUGAUACCCAGAACCUAUAACAUUUUGCGCUUAUUUGAAGUUAUUGUCUCAUCCGAAUUUGAGAAUCUGGAUCUGAUCAGAACUAUGGUAUCUUUUGGAAUUGAUGUGCUUGAAAUUGAAACUUAUCCUCCUGGAAUUUUUUUUGUUUUCAAAAAUACAAUUGAGUUAUGUCAAAAAAAAUUGAAGUCCAAUUGGAAUGUCACAGUUGAAGAGCUAAAACUAAUUGGAAGGAAUGAUCUUUUGAAUCUUGACUCGGUCAAGAAUGAACUGACAGUAACCGCACAGACUGGCAAUGUUCCUUCAAAAGGUAUAAAAGAUAUAUUAUCUGAACUAUCUAAUAAUGAAGUUCUAAGUGCGUGGGAUGGGCAAGCUGAAGCUGACAAAUUUCAUGUAACAAGGUUGAUUUUUUCACAAGAUCGUCGGUUUUACGAGCUAACGAAGUUAUUGCAAACUUCAAAAGUACAGACUGUAACAUACGAGGCAGAUCCGACUAUGGAUGACUACGAUAAAAUCAUAUGUCAGCGUGCAAUAGCUGCCAAAAUUGCUCUUCGAACAUUGACUACUCCAAUAGGAAGAGGGGUAGUGUUCAAUUCAAGCAGAAAACCGUUGGUGACUGAAGGUUUUCCAAUUCCUAAAAUGAAUUUCAGUACAUUAGUGCUUCCAGAUAACAUCAAUGUUACUUUGGAGAAUGAUUCUAUUCCUCAGUGCUUGUUAGACUGGGGAUACUUUCACAAUGGAACCAGUGCUGGUCUCUCGGUUUCCAAAGAAUUUGAAGGAAUAAGUGGAAGCUGGGUGGUGUUUAACAGACCACCUGUCUUGAAUGCACAACAUGCGGGAUUCUUACUAGGAUUGGGACUUAAUGGUCAUCUAAAACAACUUGAAGAAUGGCAUAUAUAUAAUUAUUUGGGUCCUAAGCAUAUUUACACAAGUAUUGGUUUACUAAUUGGAAUGGCAGCAAGUUUAAAACGUUCCAUGGAUAUCAAGAUGACCAAGGUGCUAUCUGUCCAUGUUGUUGCAUUUUUGCCUCCAGGAUCCACAAAUCUUAAUGUUCAACUUCCUGUUCAAACUGCGGGUAUAAUUGGUAUUGGAUUGAUUUAUCUUGAAACUCAGCAUAGAAGAAUGUCUGAAGUAUUAUUAGCUCAAAUCAGCUCAACCCUUAUCAUAAACGAUAAAAAAGUAGUAAAUGAAGGAUAUCAACUAGCAGCUGGGCUUGCAUUGGGAUACAUCAAUUUAGGUAAAGGAGAUAUGAUGUUAUCAUCUCAUGAUAGCCAUAUAAUUGACAGUCUACUUUCUUAUGGCACAUCAAUCCGUGACAUUCAAACUUUAAAAGAACUCGAUAAGUCUUGCUCAGGUGCUGUUAUGGCAUUAAUGUUCAUGUUCUUGAAAACGAAUACUCUAGAGGUAGCAGAAAAACUCAGCCUACCUAAAACGAUACAAUUGUUGGAGUAUGUGAGACCUGAUUUGUUGAUGCUCAGAAGCCUUGCAAAGAACAUGGUCAUGUGGAACCAAAUUGAGCCUAACAAAGAAUUUGUUGAAAGUCAGAUUCCUACAUGUAUCUCCAAACGUCACUUUAUUGAGUCAAUUAACGCUUUGGAUACCAACAUUUUACCGUACAUAAAUAUUCUAUCGGGUGAACUUUUGUCUAUCGCUGUGUGUUUUGCAUCAACUGCCAAUUUUGACGCAAAAAAAACCUUACUUUAUUACCUUGAUCUUUUACUAAGUCUCAGCUUUUUAGAGCCUCUUAACUAUGACGGAAAAGUUGCUUUGAUUGGUGUUCGCAAUGCUAGAGAUGUUGUGAUUCUUGGACUAUCAAUUAUAAUGGCUGGAACAGGUGACCUUGAUAUUAUGAGGAGGUUAAGAUACCUUCAAGGAAUUACUGAUGAGUAUACCAAAUAUGGGAACUAUAUGGCCACCAAUAUGUCAUUAGGAUUUCUAUUCCUUGGUGGUGGUCAACAGGCUUUCAAUACUAAUGAUAACUUUGCAAUUGCUGCCUUGAUCACCUCUAUCUACCCAAUGUUUGGAUCUAACAACUACGAGGCAUUAUGCGAUGCAGAGGGAAAAUCCUCAAAUGAAUUGAAUGACCUUCAUUUACAAGCAUUACGCCAUUUUUGGGCUCUAGCAGUUGAAAAUCGAUGUCUUGUGGUGAGAGAGGUUCAUAGUGAAAAGCCCGUUAAAGUUGAUGUUGAUGUUGUAUUGAAGAACAAAACGACAAUCAGGAUUCCUUCUCCUUGCUUGCUACCGGAUUUAAGCUUUAUUCACAAAAUUAGUGUCAACUCGAAAAAUAGUUACUUCCCUGUGGAAUUUGAUUUAGCUAGAUCUUCUGCUAGUGCAAACGAUAACUUCAAAAAGAAUUUGGCCUUAUACGUUGAUAAAAGGACGAGCUAUAAAACACUGAAACUUGACUUUCUCGAGCUAGUAGAUAUGGAUGAAAAUCACGAGAUCAGAAACAAGCCAACCUUGGGAAUUGAUUCAUUGAGAUCACUAAAGAUAUUUGGCGGACUGCAGAAUUUUGAAAAGGAUAUCUUGUUUGAUUCUAUCAAAUCAAAUAGCAACGUAUGUUCAAUGAGCUCCACAGUUUUUGAUUUCAAGUUUGAGAUUGAGAGGAUCAUCAUGGACAAAGCUUUACUAGAUGAGGAUAAAUUAAUGAACCUGAAACUGAUUUUUAAUUUUGUUGACAGUUUUAUUUUGCUAAACGAUGAUAAGGAAACUUCCAGACGGAAUAAAAGAAGAAACAAAAAAUUUCUUGGAGGAAGUGACAAUAAUCUUGACAACUAUUUCAACCUGGAUGAUAAAGAGGAUAAUUUCUCUAACAACGAUGUAUCUAGAGGGUUGAACUACCUGAACAUUGAAUUUAUUGAGAAGUUAAAGAAAGAGCUAUUCUCUAAGUAG